AGCCAUGUGGGCUCGGGGUGCCAGGCCGCGGCGCGGUACAGCCAUGGCUACGGUGCGCCGCGCGCCCAGGGCGCGGCUGCCGAAGCGGCACCGCUGGGAGGGCGGCGCAGUGCCUGGCGUCGCCAGGCUAUGAGGAGCCCUGAUGAUGCGGCGCAGGUGUCUCUGCUGUCGAAGGCCGAUCCGCCAGCGGAGUUUGGCGAGUACGGGCUCGGACGGGAGAUAGGCCGUGGCGCCUCCGGCCGCGUCUACGAGUGCCGCCGCCGGCCCGGCGGCGGGGAGGCCCUGGCGGUCAAGGCGCUGCACCUCCGCGGUAUGAAGCUGAGCCCCCACGGGGAGCGGGCGAAGCAGAGGCUGCAGAGGGUGCUUUCCUCAGGGGGCGACCCCCCGCCGCUCCGUGGGCCGAUCGCGCCCGCCAGAUCGGGAUCGAGAUCGGGCCUCGGAUCGUGCUCGGAGGGAGGCUCCGCCUCCUCCU
Prorocentrum cordatum is the source of this 472-nucleotide messenger RNA. The record is from the annotation of a GenBank genome assembly. NCBI's taxonomy places the organism in Eukaryota, Dinophyceae, Prorocentrales, Prorocentraceae.